Cuscuta campestris is the source of this 225-nucleotide messenger RNA. The record is from the annotation of a GenBank genome assembly. NCBI's taxonomy places the organism in Eukaryota, Viridiplantae, Streptophyta, Magnoliopsida, Solanales, Convolvulaceae.
UACCUAAUCAACCGAUCGCUUUCAGUUCCGUUGGGUUUCAAAGUACCUCAAGAAGAAUGGAAGGGUAAAGCUGUUGAUUAUAAGCACCUAAAGGUUUUCGGGUGCAGUGCUUAUGAUUUGAAUCAAGAUGGUGAUAAGCUAGAUGCAAAGGCCAAGAAGUACACCUUUAUUGGCUAUGGAUCAGACAACAUGGGCUACCAACUUUGGGAUUUUGAAAGCAAAAAG